Iphiclides podalirius (scarce swallowtail) is the source of this 3531-nucleotide messenger RNA. Lineage: Eukaryota; Metazoa; Arthropoda; Insecta; Lepidoptera; Papilionidae. The record is from the annotation of a GenBank genome assembly.
AUGAAUAGUCGAGAAAUAAGUUUAGAUGAGGAAGAUGAAGUGUUUAACGAUACGUCAUUGCUGGCAAAUUUUGAGAAUUCUGCUUUCAGAGAUGAAACAUUUGCCAAUGAACUUAGAGCUAGCUCCUAUAACACUAGCGCGUUGAACGUUAGUGCUUUAUGCUGCGAUGAAGAAAUAAGUGGAUAUGAUAAAUUGACAGGAAAGACAUGGAUUUACCCUACCAAUUAUCCUGUCAGAGAUUACCAAUUCAAUAUAAUCAAAGCCUCUAUUUUAAAGAAUACACUUGUAAGUCUACCAACAGGUCUUGGGAAAACAUUUAUAGCAGCUGUUAUUAUGUACAACUUUUACCGCUGGUAUCCCCUUGGCAAGAUAGUUUUUACUGCACCCACCAGACCUCUUGUUGCGCAACAGAUAGAUGCCUGCUAUAACAUUAUAGCCAUACCUCCAAAAGACACAAUUGAAAUGACUGGUCAUAUGCAAGUGAAUACAAGGAAGACACACUGGGAAACAAAAAGGGUAUUUUUUGCUACACCACAAGUUAUUUAUAAUGAUAUCAAAUCUGGCAUAUGUCCUGGCGACAAGAUACGAUGUUUGGUCAUUGAUGAGGCACAUAGAGCACGUGGGAACUAUGCCUACUGCCAGAUAGUAUCCACUUUGACCGAAAUGGGCCACAAAACUUACAGACUCUUAGCUCUAUCAGCCACUCCGGGUAGUAAGGUUGACGAUGUAAUUACGGUAGUGAAAAAUUUACACAUAGCUCAUUUGGAAUUACGUACAGAGAACUGUAUAGACGUUGCUCCAUACAGCCACUCACGAAAAAUUAACACUGUUAUAGUACAGUUGGGGCCAGAACUAACACAAUUACGGCUGCAGUAUGUUGAGAUAUUGGAUGAUUACGCUCGUAGAUUAAAACAAUUAAAUAUUCUUCCUCAAAACCUUGGCAACCUAUCUAAAGGACGCGUGGUCAUGUUGUAUAAAGAAUUUCAAUGUAAAGAAAGGGGUGCUCGUCACCCGCAACACAACGUCAUAAUGAAAGACUUCACACUAUUGAUAGCGCUGUUCCAUGGCUUGGAACUGCUUGUGAGGCACGGCUCCCGCGUGUUCCUCAACUUCUUCGACGAGCACCCGGAGAAGUCCUGGAUCCAAUCUGACAACAGGCUCGUGGGCUUGCUGGAGAGGCUGAGGGACGACCUUGGCGUUAACCCCUUGUCAUUGGAUCGGAGCAUAUUGCCCGAUGGAACUAUACCCGAGAUGCCCGAGAAUUUAAGUUUCGGUCACCCGAAAUUUUACAAGCUGAAGGAAAUAAUGCUGGAGCACUUUAAAAAGGCAAAGCAAUCUGGCCUAGAUACGAGGGCAAUCGUGUUCUGCGAGUAUCGCGAGAGCGUGAAUUUGGUGCAUUGCCUGUUGCUGCAGUGUCGGCCCCUCAUCGCGCCGCUCAUGUUCGUAGGACAGGGCGCCUCUGGCAAGGACGGCCGGACGGUGGUGUCGCAGAAGCAGCAGAUGCGUGUGAUGCGCAACUUCCGCGAGGGUCUGUGCAACACGCUGGUGGCGACCUGCGUCGCCGAGGAGGGGCUCGACGUCGGCUCAGUCGAUCUCAUACUCUGCUUCGACAUCUCAACGCGCUCGCCAAUCCGCCUAGUCCAAAGAUGCGGCCGCACUGGGAGAGAACGAGGCGGUCAAGUUUUUAUUCUAGUUACCGAAGGACGGGAACAUCAGACGCUAUUGGAUUGUAUGAGACAGAGGGACGGGCUUAACAGCAAAAUAUUACAAUCGCGGGAGGUUAGCAACAACCUUUAUAAAUCGAAUCCCAGGAUGGUGCCGCGCGACUUCAUGCCCGAAUGCCAGAAGAUGUACAUAACGGUUGCACAAAAAGCGGAACCUAAGAACAGGACUAGAGAGACAGCGGCCAGCACCAAAAAGGGUCAAAGAGACUUAAGGAAUAUGUUUAAACAAUCCACAAGUAAUCGUAGGAGCCACAGCGGUCAAAGCGAACAUCUAAUUACUGAGGAAGAAUUCAAGGAAAUAUUUCCAUCCGGAUAUCCGUACAUGGAACCCGAAGAUAAACCGUUAGAUUAUUGGUGUCGGAAUAAAGAUUCGAUUCACUCGCCCAUCCAAACAAGAGAAACGGACAAACUGUUGCCGUGGUUGGAGUGGCAGCGAACUUUGCAAAAUACCGCCAAAAUCGGCCACUCUAAAGAUUCCGAGGUUCUAACGGAGCUUUUACAGUAUUGUGACGCCAAAAGAUUCGAGCUGCCCCCGUCGACACAAAAUCCAGCCUUCUUGAGCCAAGAUUUGAGGACGCAAAACGUUGCGCUGACCCCAAAGAAGGGUAAAAACCCCAAGAAGAAACAGAAGAGUACUUUUAAAUCACCGUCUAAGAAGGACGGCGAUAUCAGGGCACUGUUCAGCACCGCAACUAAAUCCACUAAGAGCUACACGAAGCUGCUGAACGAUUUGGGAGUUCAAAACGAAGAAAACACGGUAAAGAAAGAUGUCGACUAUGACAGAAAACUACAGGAAGAGAAUUUCGAUAUCGGUGAUAUCGAAGAUAUAUUCGAGAGCAGUCCAGAAUUAGUCGAUAAAGAAAAAGAAAAACAGAUCGUAGAUAAAAAUUCUAGUAAUCCCAAAGAAACCUUGGAAUUCUUUGGGUUGGAUAGCAUUGACGAUAUAUUUGCGGAUUACGAUGAAAAUAGUAGUGAUAAAUCUAAGGACCACAUAAAUGCUAUAGAAAAAGUGGAUAAUACUAAUAAUGUCCCAAUACUACAACCAUUGAGCCCUUCUAUUUUAACCGGAAAGCCGAGGUUAGAAAUGGAACCGACGUCACCAAUACUUUGUAGUCAAGUCCGCAAACGCCAAUUAAGCACUAGCAAGGCACAACCACGCGACUAUCCGUCUGUUAAUGCUAAAAGACAAGUAAAUUUUAGUGACAGUGAUGAUGAUUUUGUCAAUGAAAUGGAUAGUUCUAGGAAUGAAUCUCAGCUUAACGCAAGCAUGAGCGAUCGUAUGAACAAACAUAAAGUUCGUAAAAAGAAAAAAAGGAAGAAUGACUUCUUAGACGAGGAAGCAGAACUCUCCGAUGAUGGCGGGGUUGAUAGUGGAGAUGAAUUAACGGAUGAAAGCCUUGGAAGUAUUAUAGAAUUUAUUUGUGAUGAUAAUGAUAAUGUCACACACACCGAGGCAGACAUGCAUGCACAUUAUCUUAGAUCAGUGAGGAGUCCAGUGAAAGGUGUCUUUAAAAUACCUCAGUUACCAAAGACACAUAAUAAUGUUGAAGUUUUUUCCCAAUUUGUGGAGGAAGAUAGUUAUGAAAUGGACAGUUUUUGUGUAGACUCACACAUCGGAUUAACACAAGUAAAUGAAGACUCUGAGCUUGAUUUGGCAGAACAACUUUUAGAAGUUAAGAAACGGAAGAAAAGAAAAAAAGUAGUCAGUUCAGGUAUAAAUGUACAGGAGAGUGGGGAUAGUCCUGUUGUUAGAAAAAGAAAUAAAAAUGUUAGAAGACAAAUAAAUAGUGAUUCAGAGGAAAGCAGC